Messenger RNA from Closterium sp. Naga37s-1, 750 nucleotides. Lineage: Eukaryota; Viridiplantae; Streptophyta; Zygnematophyceae; Desmidiales; Closteriaceae. The record is from the annotation of a GenBank genome assembly.
AUGGCCGACAGACUUCCUGGAGUGAUCGCUCUGUUCGAUGUGGAUGGCACCCUCACGCCGCCUCGGAAGCUAGUGGAGCCAGAAAUGGUGGAGUUUAUGCAGAAGCUCCGCAAGACAGUGACCGUUGGAAUCGUUGGAGGAUCGGACCUGUCAAAGAUCACCGAGCAACUGGGGCCUGACACUCUGACGGCAUACGACUAUGUGUUUUCCGAGAAUGGCCUCGUGGCACACAAAGGCGGCGAGCAGAUCGGUAGCCAGAGCCUGAAAACCUUCCUGGGCGAUGAUAAGCUCAAGGAAUUCAUCAAUUUCACUCUCCACUACAUCGCCGACCUUGACAUUCCUAUCAAGAGAGGAACAUUCAUAGAGUUCAGGAUGGGCAUGCUGAAUGUGUCUCCUAUUGGACGCAACUGUAGCCAAGAGGAAAGGGACGAGUUUGAGCGUUAUGAUAAGGUUCAGAAGAUUCGUGAAACUAUGGUUGGAGUGCUUCGGGAAAAGUUUGCAGACUUGAAUCUGACGUUUUCUAUUGGUGGCCAAAUCAGCUUCGAUGUCUUCCCGACUGGCUGGGACAAAACGUACUGCCUCCAGUUUGUUGACAAGGACUUUCCAACCAUCCACUUUUUUGGAGAUAAGACGUACAAGGGGGGCAAUGACCACGAGAUAUUCACAUCAGAGAGGACCAUCGGCCACACAGUAACUAGCCCUGCUGACACUCGAGUUCAGUGCACGGAGUUGUUCCUCAAAUCUGCUUGA